Molecule: messenger RNA, 639 nt
Organism: Penicillium brasilianum
Lineage: Eukaryota; Fungi; Ascomycota; Eurotiomycetes; Eurotiales; Aspergillaceae
Source: the annotation of a GenBank genome assembly
AUGCUCGAUAACUUGCGUCUUGCCAGUGGAUCUUGUUCGUUUCUGCCUUCAGGGUGGGAGGUACAUGGACUGGCACAGUCUUCCUGGAUCGAAGACUAUCGGGUCCACCGCGCGAUCUGGUGUCUACAGGUAUUCUCCGACCUUUAUCGCGCAUCAUCUUCUAAACCUGUGCAAUCUAAUACCGCUCAUGGAUCAUUCUGGGGCGGCUGGAACUGGAGUCAAUUCGAAAUUGAAGAGAGUCUGCUCUAUCCCCCCCUCAGAGAUAUGCAUGAAGUUGUGGAAGAGGAGAUUCAAACAGUCGCACACGUUCUCCAGGACCGGGUAGCGUCGAAUCAGGUCUGUGUUGCCAAAGAAGAGCGUGAAAUCCCGUAUUUCCCCUCCUUGGAGAUGAAAGUGGGAUUAAACUACCCUACCUGGCCCGCACGAUCAAUGCCUGCGAAUAUGGGAGUCGACACUUGGAAGCGAGGGAAAGCGAGCACCCGUGCCCCAGGAAUCGAUAAACUCUUCCUCCGGACCCUCAAAGAGACUUUCUUUGGUUCCUAUUCCGAUGAUUUGAAUGAUACUUUGCCACAUAGGGGGUUAGGUAUUGUCCUAUGGGGUCUACGGAGAUUGGAUUCUAUUGACUUUGCAUUCCCCUGA